AUGGUAUCAGUUGUUCAGGUCCUUUUGGCUGUUAAAACUUACAAGCUUCAACGGUUUCUUGAUCUUAGUACUGUUUCACCAUCUCAAGUCAUUAUAGAAGAGGAUGGUGUGACUCAAGAAAAUGUCCUUUUGGCUGUUAAAACUUACAAGCUUCAACGGUUUCUUGAUCUUAGUACUGUUUCACCAUCUCAAGUCAUUAUAGAAGAGGAUGGUGUGACUCAAGAAAAUGUUGAGUUUACUCGGUUUGAACAACAAGAUAGUACCAUUGCUUCUUGGCUUUUAUCUUUGGUGAGUCAAUCUGUUUUACCUCAUCUUAUUGGCUUGGAUACAAGUGCCCAAAUUUGGAAUGCUAUUGUGUCUCUCUAUGGUAGUAAAACUACAUCUCGACUGAUGUUUUAUCGUCGUGCCCUACAUUCACAACGUAAGGGGGAUCUUACAAUGAAAGAGUUCUUGAUGAAAAUUAAGUCAUACUGUGAUAAUCUUGCCAGCUGUAGAGAGAUUAUCAGUGAAUGUGAGCAUGUCACUGCCAUUCUCAAUGGGCUACCUUCAGAGUAUGAGUCUGUCAUCUCAAUUAUUGUGGCUAACCAACUUCCGUACAGUGUUCAGAAUGUCACCACCAUGUUAAUAGAUACUGAAGCUCAACAGCAGGUUAUAAUGACUGAGGUUCCUACUUUAGCCAAUUUGGUCUCUCAGCAAGAGUCCAACUCCGACAGUAACAGUUGUUCUUCAUCAUAUCGACCUUUCACUACUCGAGGUCGUGGGCAUGGUCGUUCUUCUAAAGGCCGUGUUCAGUGUCAACUGUGUGGAAAAAUGGGACACCUUGUUGAUCGUUGUUACCAUCGGUUUGAUGCUUCAUACAAAAGCAUGGGCUACAGGUCUCCACCACAGGCAAAUGUGUGCGUUUAUGGUCCUGGUUCAUCUCUUUGGAUACCACCCUCUGUGCCUAUGAUGCCCCCUAUGGUUCCAUUGUCUCCUGUAACUUGGCCACCUUCACCAGGCUGGUCUUAUCAAGCAACACCUACACCGUCUUGGACAAAUCUAUUUGUGGGCAAUCUCAUGCAACCUGUUACUCCAUCUACUUCUGCUGCUCCACUGUCUAAUACUUUUCUCACCACAGCUGAAACAGUCGGUGACAACGCUUGGUACCCUGACUUUGGGGCAACUUAUCACCUUACUCACUCAGUUUCUAAUAUUGGUGACAGUUUAUCUCACAGUGGACCAGGUAAGGUCUAUGUUGGAAACGGUAAUGCUCUACCUGUACUAUGUUCUGGUCAAUCAUCUCUGCUUACUAGAUCACGGCCACUGUAUAUGAAAUCUUUAUUGUUUUCUCCUGGCAUAACCAAAAACCUACUCUCUGUGUCUAAAUUUACACGAGAUAAUCAGGUCAUGUUUGAGUUCCUGCCCACACAAUGUCAAGUCCGAGAUUUGAAAAUCAGGGAGGUGCUUCUUCAUGGCUCGGUACAUUAUGGGCUUUACAAGUUGUAUUUACCAGCUGCUGCAGAACAUGAUCAAGUUCCACCCAAUGCUCAUUGCUUCACUGCUAGUGCACAGAUUCCUUUCAAUAUCUGGGGACCAGCUUCGAUAACCUCCAAUAAGUUUCAAUAUUAUGUUGCCUUCAAUGAUGCUUACACUAGAUACACGUGGGUCUACUUUUUGCGUAGGAAGUUUGAGUAUCUUACUCAGCAUAGGAUUACAAAACGACUUACAUGUCCCUACACCUCAGCUCAAAAUGGCUUGGUUGAACGCAAACAUUGCCAGAUCGUUGAAACAGGCUUCUUCAUGCUGGCGCAUGCGUCCAUGCCCAUUACCUACUGGAAUGUGCCUUCAGCUGGGCUGUUUAUCUUCUCAACAGGCCUUAUAACAAUCAUAAACUUCUAUUUCAGUCUACCCCUUGUACCUUCUUGGGUUACUCACCUCUUCAUAAAGGGUAUAGGUGUAAAGCUAGCAAUGUCAAUCACCUUGUGUCAACCCCCUAUCACAAGUUUACCUAACUCCCCUACACCAACUCACAGUAACUCUAAUAGCCAGACAUCUCACUUACCUCUUUCUAGCUCUAUUGUCUAUAUCCAACCCUUUCCUAACGCAUCUAGCUCACUAGUUCCUACUCAACCAACAGUCAGUAUCCCUACUACUGUUCCACACAACUCUCAUGCAAUGAUUACUCGCAGCAAAGCAGGCAUAUUUAAGCCAAAAGCCUAUCUAAGCAUCAUGCCUUGUUCUGACAUUCCUGCUGACAUUCAUGCAGCCAUGGAACAUAAGUGUUGGGUCGAUGCUGUUCAUGCUGAGCUUCAGGAUCUUGAGCGCAAUAAUACUUGGACGUUGUAUCCUUAA
Messenger RNA from Gossypium arboreum, 2331 nucleotides. RefSeq lists its product as uncharacterized. The coding region runs from base 1 to 2331 and encodes 776 amino acids. The record is from RefSeq and is a predicted model, not a curated record. The transcript is spliced from 7 exons. Lineage: Eukaryota; Viridiplantae; Streptophyta; Magnoliopsida; Malvales; Malvaceae.